GUUUGCAGUUUUCCUUGGCUUCUUUAUUCACCUCUGGAGCUUUCUUUCGAGCUCUAAUGGCGUUCAAAGAUGGCAUUUUGGUCAUUCUUUUUGUGCUUUGUGGGAUUCAGGAAUGCCUCUCGGUGAGCAAUGGAUUGAGCAGGGGGAGCUUCCCAAAUGGGUUUGUUUUUGGAACGGCUUCUUCUGCAUAUCAGUAUGAGGGAGCUGUUAAUGAGGAUGGAAGAGGACCAACAGUUUGGGAUAAGUUUGCCCAUUCCUUUGGUAAGGUGCUAGAUUUCAGCAAUGCUGAUGUUGCUGUUGAUCAGUAUCACAGAUACGAGGAAGAUGUGCAGCUCAUAGCUGAUAUUGGAAUGGAUGCUUAUAGGUUUUCAAUUGCUUGGUCCCGUAUUUUUCCAAAUGGAACUGGCCAAGUUAAUCAAGCAGGGAUUGACCAUUACAACAAAUUGAUAGAUGCGCUGCUAGCGAAAGGAAUCAAACCAUAUGUUACACUUUUCCACUGGGACCUUCCUCAAGCCUUGGAAGACAGAUACAGAGGAUGGCUUAGUACCCAAAUAAUAAAUGAUUUUGCAACUUAUGCCGAUACAUGCUUCAAUGCAUUCGGAGACAGGGUUAAGGACUGGAUAACCUUCAAUGAACCUCACACUUUGGCAAUCCAAGGCUAUGAUGUUGGACUCCAAGCCCCUGGACACUGCUCCAUUCUCCUUCACCUCCUUUGUAGAGGAGGGAAUUCAAGGACUGAACCUUAUAUUGUUGCCCACAAUAUCCUCCUAUCGCAUGCUACUGCUGUCAACAUAUAUAAGAGAAAAUAUAAGGCAGUACAGAAGGGUUCUAUUGGGAUGUCAUUCGACGUUAUGUGGUACGAACCCAUUUCAAAUGCUUCUAAAGACAUUGCUGCUACUCAAAGAGCUCUGGAUUUUCAUUUUGGAUGGUUCAUGGAUCCCAUAUUUUUUGGGGAAUAUCCAAGCUCAAUGAGAGAAAGAGUUGGAAAUAGAUUGCCUACAUUUUCGGCCAAAGAUGUUGCACUGGUUAAGGGUUCCUUGGAUUUUGUUGGUAUAAAUCACUACACUACAUAUUAUGCCAUGGAAAAUUCAACUAAUUUGAUUGGAGUUGUAUUCAACGAUGCUCUGGCAGAUUCUGGAACCAUUAAUUUGCCCUUCAAGGGACUACAUCCCAUCGGAGACAGGUCCUCUUCCAUAUGGCUUUACAUUGUUCCUAGAGGUUUGAGAAGUCUUAUGAACUACAUCAAAGAUAAGUAUGGAAAUCCCCCAGUUAUCAUUACAGAGAAUGGGAUGGAUGAUUCAAACAAUCCAUUCAUCUCCAUAAAAAAUGCCCUGAAAGACGAGAAGAGAAUCAGAUAUCAUAGUGAAUAUCUUGGAAACUUGUCUGCUGCUAUUAAGGAUGAUGGUUGCGAUGUUCGUGGAUAUUUUGUUUGGUCUCUUCUGGAUAAUUGGGAAUGGGCAGCAGGCUACACUGCCAGAUUUGGAUUGUAUUUUGUGGAUUAUAACGACAACCUCAAGAGAUAUCCAAAGAAUUCUGUUCAAUGGUUCAAAAAUCUGUUAAGCUCCGCCUGAUCUGAGGUUGCAGAUGUAAAAUACACAUUCAUAGUUCUAUUGCUUCAGGAAUUUCUUCAAUGCUUACAGCAAAUAGUAGUGAAGGUUGUAAGAAUUUAGUAGGAAAUAAAAUCUUAUAAAUGUAAAACUGAAUAUUUAUCUGAUUUGUGUGAAUGUUUCAUUAUUACAAUUUGAUGAAUUGCA
This is a messenger RNA of Dendrobium catenatum, 1754 nucleotides long. RefSeq names its product beta-glucosidase 6. Lineage: Eukaryota; Viridiplantae; Streptophyta; Magnoliopsida; Asparagales; Orchidaceae. Gene Ontology annotation, biological process: carbohydrate metabolic process. The record is from RefSeq and is a predicted model, not a curated record. The coding region runs from base 57 to 1571 and encodes 504 amino acids. Gene Ontology annotation, molecular function: beta-glucosidase activity. The transcript has 13 exons.